CUCUAACUAUUUAAGUAGGUCGAUUUUUCCUCCUUUAUGAAAUAGUUAGGUUUUUAUACUCUAUCAAAUUUACACGUUAUCAACUAUACUACUAGUUCACAAUCGAUUCUAAAGCUCUAUACUAUUUGGUCAAAUCAACUAUCUUAACCAACCCCUUCCGUAGAGUAAUUGCUAACUUACUCAACCUUUGUCAUCACUCUUGUUACAAAACUUAAACCACACAUUCUUCAUUCUCACUAUUAUUAUUAGUCUUCCCAUUAGAGACAUUAAUACACCGAGUGCUACAAGUUCAAUCAAAUAAAUUAUCAACCCCUUGUAUAUACAAAGCAUAAAUUUCUUUAUCAUUACAAUGGCAGAGUUUAUAAAUAAAGUACAGUUAACUGAAACAAUUAGGUUCUUAAUAGUUAACUAUGAACAAGACAACUUCAAUAUAUUUAAUUCUAUAAUAAUCGAUGAACAUGAUCCCGCUCUCCUAGAACUCAACCAAAAUAAUGGGGAAGUAGAUUUCGAGAAAAGGAAGCUAGGGUUCAUGAUGUCUAACUUUGUUGCCUUUUGUGGAUGGUCAAAUCAUCGCAUGAUAUAUUUAAGUGAAGAUUAUCUAUCUACAGACCAAUAUAUCUUGGAUUUCCGAUCUCUAUACGAUAGAGUCCUUGAAACAAUCGACGAAGUAUUAGUGGAAAUGGUAAGAGGUUCACGUAUUUCAUUUAGUUAUGUUAAUUCUUGUUUCCAUAUUUCAAGAAUAUUUUUCACUUCGUUGGCACGUUCUAGGUUAGAAGAUGGUCAAUUAAGAAACAGAAGAGUCAAUUACAGCGGUUCCCGGAGAUACUUUGAAAAUUAUCUGCAAGCAUUUCCAUCAUCAAUAGGCUUGCCAGGUGAUAAUGAUUUGGAAAAUAAAUUAAUGAGCUUAUCAUUAAAUGUUGGUAUGUUAAAGAAGACUCACUUUCUUACUACUGAGAUCCUUAAAAAAGUCGAUAGUGAAGCUGAACUUAAAAUGCAAUUCGAAUCUUCAUUUCUAGAUGGUCUCUUACGAAUUCUAUCAUACAAAUUUGAUUCUGCAGACGUAACUCCAGAGGAUACUAGUAGUGGUAUAGUUCGUCCUGAUUUAGGAAUACGGGUGACUAAAGCAGGUAGCCAAUUUUAUGUGCCUAUCGAGCUCAAAACGAGCGGAUUAAGAGGAGCUAUCGAUUCAAUAGCAAAUCAUAACUUGCCAUUUAUGGGACCAAACGCAUUUAGAGAGCAUUUCAAUCAAAGUAUAUUUCAGAUGCUUACAUAUCACUCGGAGAUAGGAUUCCUCAUCGAUAGAUCUUCGAUUAUUAUCAUAAGAAUUAAGCUGUCAAAAAUCGUCAAUCAAUUAGUGAAUCAAGCUGACGGUUCACUUUUAAAAGUCUUAGAUUGUUCAGUACUUUGUUUAGAACACAGCACUAAUGGUAAUAAUUUAGGGUCAAUAUUAAUUAGUUAUUUGGCAGAUUAUUUCCAAAAUAUAACUUUGCAACGUACUACGGCAAUUGAAGUGUUAUUUAGAAGUUUUCAGCUAAGUGAAGAUCAAAAGCGUCUUAGGAUGGUUAGUAGGGUAGAUUUUGUUAGAGGAGAAUGGCUCAACAGGUUCUCAAAUUAUCAGUUGGUUGGCAAUUCUUUCGUUCAUAAUUCCCAUCCUGAUAUUCUGAUUGCUCGUGAAAUUUUUGAACUCAAAGAUUUAAUUGAGGAGUGGAGAGAAAGAAAUGAGAAUGAAUUUGAAAUUGUUCGGAAUUUGAGGGAUGGUGAAAAUAUCAAUGGCCACUUCUCUAAAGUGUUCUUGGGUAGAUUUCGUGGUACCAAUAGUAAUAUUGUACUUAAAAUCUAUGAUCCCAUGUCAGCUCCCAUCCUUGAUAGAGGAAUUGGGUUAGCAGACAGAGCAUUCAACAGUGUGUUCAGUUAUAUACUAGAAAUGUUUUUCUCAGAAAUUAGAGCCUAUCUCAAAAUAAGAGGUGUACCAAGUGGUACGGAUAAUUCUCCACCUGAUAGUGGCAGUGGAAAUAAAUCAUUGAAGAGUUUAAUAAAUAUUAAUUACACUCCUUUUCUCUAUGAUUUCGGUUACUUCAGUGGUUCGAUGGGACUGGGAUUUUACUUAGUUGAGGAAUUCCUCGUCGAUGAAAAAUUAAAUUGUGAAACUGAGCAUUUCAAUACUUUGGCUAGGGAAGCUCUCACUAAAGUCCAUCAAAUUGGAUUGAUCCAUGGGGAUAUUCAUGCUGCUAAUUUAAUUUAUGAAAGGCGUAGAGAUCGAGUUUUCUUAAUAGAUUUUGGAAAAUCUAGCUUUACCAACCUUGAUGAGAUUCAAAACAAUAUAGAAACUGACUGGGUAGAUUUAGAAAGAACCUUACUUCAAAUUCGAAAUAUGAGAUUUCAUUUAAACCAUUAAAUUUAUCUAUAAUUUUGCUAGUAUUAAUUGCUUAAAAGUAUGACUACUUAUAACAAGAGAGUAUUUAUGUUAAUAUAUUAAUUUCCGUAACUAUUUCCCUGAUUCAAUAGUGCUUAUAUAAAACAUAUAGUUUUUCAAAAAGUGAAGUCGCAGUCAAAAUCAUUUUCUAUAAAUGUCUAUGAAGGGUAUGUGAG
This is a messenger RNA of Scheffersomyces amazonensis, 2589 nucleotides long. RefSeq lists its product as uncharacterized. The record is from RefSeq and is a predicted model, not a curated record. The transcript has a single exon. Lineage: Eukaryota; Fungi; Ascomycota; Pichiomycetes; Serinales; Debaryomycetaceae. The coding region runs from base 350 to 2395 and encodes 681 amino acids.